This is a messenger RNA of Sphaerodactylus townsendi, 2348 nucleotides long. It is a transcript of the gene EMC8, whose product is annotated as ER membrane protein complex subunit 8. Lineage: Eukaryota; Metazoa; Chordata; Lepidosauria; Squamata; Sphaerodactylidae. The record is from RefSeq and is a predicted model, not a curated record. Bases 1 to 969 code for a protein of 322 amino acids. Gene Ontology annotation, cellular component: EMC complex. The transcript has 6 exons.
AUGGCCCCCGAGGGAGAACAGCUCCAGAAUUUCCCUGGGUUGCCCCCACCCCUUCAAUCUGCAACACAGACAGGCAUCAACACGGAGCAGAUCUGCACCCCCAUCCUUUCCCCUGCAUCGCCCCUAAAGAAUGAAAAACUCCCCUCUACAGUUUCCUCCUCCAGCCCCCCCCCCCUUUUCUGGCGCACCCAUAGACCAGCUGCAUUCCUAGAACGGCCGCUACGCCGGCCUGGAGGGCGCGGCGGAAGCGGCCGUACAAGGCGAAGAGCGUCUCUGUGGACGGCGCUGUCGCGUCACUUCCGGGUCCGAGCCGGAAGCGGGUCUGGCGGAGGGCGGCCGGCCGGCUGGAAGCCCCGGCGAGGGCCCGCCAUGAAGCUGAGCACGCAGGCCUACUGCAAGAUGCUGCUCCACGGCGCCAAGUACCCGCACUGCGCCGUCAACGGGCUCCUGGUGGCCGAGAAGCAGCCCCGCGGCAGCCGCGAGCCGCCCGCCCUCUUCGUCGACUGCGUCCCGCUCUUCCACGGCACCCUCGCCCUGUCGCCCAUGCUGGAGGUGGCGCUCACGCUGAUUGAUUCAUGGUGCAAAGAGAACAGCUAUAUAAUAGCCGGAUACUAUCAAGCCAAUGAACGAUUGAAGGACACCAGUCCAAAUCAGGUGGCUGAAAAGGUGGCGUCCAGAAUUGCAGAGCAUUUCAGUGACACUGCGCUGAUCAUGGUGGAUAAUACGAAAUUUACAAUGGCGUGCAUAGAGCCUGCAGUUCACGUGUAUGAGCAUCAUGAAAACAAAUGGAGGUGUAAAGAUCCUCACUUUGACUACUGUGAAGACUGGUCGGAAGCCCAGCGGAUCUCUGCCUCGCUUUUGGACAGCAAGUCCUACGAAAUGCUAGUGGAUUUUGACAAUCACUUGGACGACAUCCGAAACGAUUGGACAAACCCGGAGAUUAACAAAGCCGUCCUCCAUCUCUGUUAGGUUUACCACCGACUUGGCUUCGCUGGUAUUUCCACUCUGUCGAAGAAAGGAAAAGGGGUGGGGUGUUUUUGAAUGUUAAUUACAGUACUAACAGUUCCUUCGUGUGGAAAUCCAGCAAGCUAGACACGUAACUUGGGAAAGGAUGCGUCUCUGUGCAGUCAGACUUUUGUAAUGAGCAUCUUUGGGAUGUCAGCCGUAGAUUACAACCUCUGCCGUGGACUCCUCCCCAUCUUAUCAUAAUGUGUCGCUGUAAUUCUCAAACCAGGAACUAGAUCUGCUUGUCCAAACUAUUCAUAUUUAACAAAAAAAGAGUUUUGACUAAUCUUUUAUAAUCAUCAGAAAGUCACUUUUAAAAAGAUUUAUGAAAUAUCUUACAAAGAGUAAUCUUCAGUUUAUUUUUAAAAAAAUUGACUCUGAAACUAUAAGUUAGGGGUGUGCGACCGGGUCAAGAGCUGCUGUCCUUUUAAGAGCUAACUUCUGCUGGGUUCUGCUCCACUGUACUUGGCUGCUCUGAUAACUCUGUAGCAGGAAGCCAAUUGCUUGCAAAGCAAUACGUUUCCCUCCCUCCGUGGUGCCAAGUUUCCAAGUCACUCCAGGAACCCACAGUUGCUGCAUGUCCAACUCAACAAGUUAUUAGCACAAGCAUUCUCUUGAGUGAUUUGUCCCUUGAAAGGACUCGAAGAUGUUCCAGAGAGGAAUCAGUACAGGAUGGAUUUGAGUGGCAGGUCUGCUUCUUUUUUAACUCCUGAACUGGAAAUGGGGAGAACCUUGUUAAUUUCUUUCGUCCUUAACAACUAGUGUCAUUGUUCUCCCCCAGGGUCAGAGGGGUUAUGACUGGGGUUGUCGGAUCCUGAAAUGCCUAGCUUUGCUUUGCUAGGAAUUUUCCAAGGGUUCUUAAAUAAAGCUGAAUGUAACAGGGGGAACGCAAGUUGCACCUACACACCCAAGCACAGCUGUGAGUCUUACCAGGUCAAUAACUCCCUCGUCUCUUGCAAGCAGUCUUUCUAAAAUGGGCUUUUAACAGUUAGUCCUGACCCAGUCUUGUCCAGUCAGAGUAGGCUUGUAAUACAUAGUGGUCAUUUUUGCGCAAGAGAUACCCAAGAAGUUUAGUGCUGCUCCCCCCCGCGUUGCUUUAAUUUUCAUUUUUUUUCAAACACGCUUACCUCUUUCUGGAGAAGGUGUAUGGCGCCAUCCUUUCUUUGACCUGUAUUUGUUUUGUUUCCGUCCUCUGUAACCUUUAUUUAUAACAUUCUCUGUUAAGGCAGCAGCGGUUUUAUGUUGAACGGAAAAUGUUUCGCUUGGCCACUGGUUCUCUCUUGCUUUUCCUGUCUGCCCCUCAUCACCUUUAAAUAAAACUCAUCAAUUGUCUUACUUUGAAA